Ornithorhynchus anatinus (platypus) is the source of this 3590-nucleotide messenger RNA. RefSeq names its product sodium/hydrogen exchanger 9B2-like. The coding region runs from base 115 to 1833 and encodes 572 amino acids. Gene Ontology annotation, molecular function: antiporter activity. NCBI's taxonomy places the organism in Eukaryota, Metazoa, Chordata, Mammalia, Monotremata, Ornithorhynchidae. The record is from RefSeq and is a predicted model, not a curated record. The transcript is spliced from 13 exons. Gene Ontology annotation, biological process: proton transmembrane transport. Gene Ontology annotation, cellular component: membrane.
AGGAAGAGGAGGAGGAGGUGGCCAUGGCCGCUCCUCCCCCGCCCCGCCGCCAUCGGGGUUUGGGAGGGCCGGAUUAGGCCGCAGGCCUCCCCCCCGCAGCCCAGUUUGCCCAGUAUGGGAAAUGAAGAUAGCCCAGCUGACGGUGAAAGCCCCGAAUCAGUAACUGCUGCAGGAAAUCAAAUUAUUCCCCUGAAUCCAAAAUCACAGCCACAUGUUUGGAUGCAUGGAAAGGGGCAACUGCUGCCAGGGCAGGUGGAGUGUUCUGGGUGCCAGAGGAGAGGUCAACCACAGGGCCAGAAUACGGAGGACCUAGCUGUGGAUCCCAAAGAUAGAGACAAAAAUGAAGAAGUGGAAGAAACAGUCCUGUUAAAAUAUCCUGGGCCACAGCCUCCUAGACCACCAACGAAAGCAGAGUUCCCAAGGAAAUGGAAAUAUUUGUUUUCCUGCCCUCCAAAAGGGAAAUUUGACGAAAUGAUAACAAAAAGUACCAUGAUAAUUCUGAUAUGGGCUAUAGCCUGGUGCAUCACAGGCAAGGAAGCUCUUCCUGGUGGAAACCUAUUUGGACUGUUACUCCUUCUGUAUUUUGCUAUCCUUGGGGGUAAAAUUUUGGAAUUCAUUAAAUUACCAUCGAUCCCUCCAUUACCACCUCUUCUUGGGAUGUUGCUGGCUGGUUUUCUCAUCCGAAAUAUUCCGUUCGUCAGUCAACAAGUCCAAGUCAGUCACACAUGGUCUUCAUAUUUGAGAAAUAUCGCCCUUACUAUUAUCUUGGCACAAGCUGGGUUAGGGCUUGAUCCACAGGCCCUGAAGAAGCUGAAGACCGUUUGCUUUAGGUUGUCCUUGGGCCCGUGCCUUAUAGAAGCGUGUUCAGCUGCUGUGAUUUCCCACUUCCUUAUGCAUUUUCCAUGGCAAUGGGGAUUUGUGAUGGGUUUUGUUCUAGGGGCUGUUUCUCCUGCUAUUGUGGUCCCCACAAUGCUGUUUCUGCAAGACCAAGGCUAUGGGGUUGAUAAAGGCAUCCCGACCUUGCUGAUUGCAGCUAGCAGUUUUGAUGAUAUUCUGGCCAUCACUGGCUUCAACACCUGCUUAAGCAUGGCCUUUUCUACAGGUUCCAUGGUUGACAGUAUCUUCAGAGGAUUAGGGGAAGCAGCCCUUGGUGUGGUGGUAGGAGGUUUGCUGGGAUGUUUUAUCCGUUACUUCCCAAGCAGUGAUCAGGAAAAACUGGAAUGGAAGCGAGCCUACCUCAUUUUGGGCUUGUGUGUGUUUGUCGUCCUAAGCAGCAACCGUAUUGGUUUGCAUGGCUCUGGAGGAUUGUGCACACUGGUUUUGACUUUCAUUGCAGGUUUGAACUGGGCCAAGGAAAAGGAGAGGGUACAAAAAAUAGUUGCAGGUGCCUGGAAGGUUUUUCAGCCUCUUCUCUUUGGUUUAGUUGGAGCAGAGAUAUCUGUUGCCUCUCUCACACCAGGAAUAAUAGGUAUUUGUGUAACCACCUUGAGUCUAGCGGUGGUGGUACGCAUUUUUAUAACAUUCCAGAUGGUGAGUUUUGCUGGCUUUAACAUUAAGGAAAAAAUCUUCAUUUCUUUGGCAUGGAUUCCUAAAGCCACAGUCCAGGCGGUAUUAGGUCCCCUGGCUUUAGAGACAGCCCGAGCCAGUAACAAGAGCCAGCUGGAAGAACCUGCCAAGACUGUGAUGACGGUAGCAUUCCUGGCCAUACUGAUCACAGCUCCCAACGGCGCCCUGCUUAUCGGUCUACUUGGCUCCAAACUGCUGAAGAAAAAAGAAAAAGGUCUGAAUGAAGAGAACAUUGAAGAAGGAGAACUACCUGUGGAAGGACACUAGAGAGAAAAAAGAUGGUUGGGAGGGCGGGGAUUAUGAGUUGGCUAAUCACCUACUAUAUCUGUUGAUGGGUUUUUAAAGGAAAAGGUGAACCGGGUAACGAUUAGCUUUGGAUGCAGUAGACGGAAGGCUUCAGGAAUUCUGCUCUGCUUAUCUAGUUUUUCCUUAUGGUUCAGCCAGGGCCAGUUCCCUCACCUGUGAUGAAAAGAGCUGGAACUACAGGAAUCCAUCACGACUAAACAAGGCCUGGGAGAGCCACUCACAGAAAUAAGUGGAUAAUCGUGUGAAGGAUCCAAGCCCGAGAAGGAUCAUUAAGGUGGUCCAAAGGUCUCUUACUAGGGAGGAUGAUAUAACAGGAGAUGAAGCAAAAUAGGAAAUAAACACCAGAUGAAUGUCAGAAAAACAUUUCAGAAAGAAAAAGGAUUAUGGCCUUUCACCAAGGGAAGGGGUCAAAGGGCCCAUCUCUUUAACCUAGUUAGUUUAGAAGGACAUCACAGAGCCAAGAUGAGGGUAGGCCCUAAUGCUAUUCCCUGUCCGUGUGUCUUUCCACUCUCCCUUAGUUUGGCCACAAGCUGAGAUGAGUAUGAGGGCAACAACAGCAGCCCCUGCGCCCUGUUAAGACCAAUGAAGCCUGGGCGGUGGGAGUCCGAUGAUCUCUUUGUACCAAGAUGCUCCCGCAGAUGUCAACAGAGAAUGCUCAAGGGAGAGAGAGCACCUGACAUUCCCCGAAAGAAAUGAUAUAGCAGCUACUGUUUCCUUGUUUCAUUUUUACUAUUUUAUGCACAUGUGCAAAUGAUAACCCAAAUUUUUUUAAAAAAACACCAAACCAAAAAACCCUCAAGAUUCAAGUGGUUUUGAAGUUGUCCCAGAAAAAAGAAAAAAGAAAAAAAAAACUUUGGCUUUGAGGUCUUGGCUUGAAUAGGCUACGCGAACUGUAAAUCUUGGCUUGGAUGCCUUGGAGAGAUCUGCUGGGUAAGACAGACAGAGGGACACUGCGGUAAAUUUGCAAUUCAAACCACUUCAUUUGGAAAGCUAGAGUAGGAGUUGCCUACUGUUCCAGAGAAGGAAGCGAUGGUAGUCAUCUCUAAAUAUGGCUGGCGAUUUGGAUGAAAUUGCCAAACGUUAGAGAAGCGUGGGGUAUAAAACGAACAUUUAUGUAGUGUGUGACCUCAAAGAAGGUGCCCAUUUCUUGUUUGAUCAGUUCCUUUCAUAAAGAUGUCACAAUACUUGUACGUGCUUUUCUGUCAUGAACCCGGGGAGCACUAGCCGUCUCAACUAUCUUAGCACCAGCCUUUUUCCUUUAUUCUGCAACUAUAUACAGAUAUGUUACCUAAUAUAGCUUAUGUCAUAUGGGCUUCCUCCCAUCACCAGCACAUUAUUGAACGGUAUUUAAAGAGUCCUGGUCCGUUUUGCUGCCCCUAUUCAAGUUGAACUAUUUCCUGAAAAAGGAAGAGAGCCACACCUGAAUCCUAAAAGAUUAACCAGUAUUUACAUAUUAUAUCUACCUCCUCUGUGUCUGUCAUACUCAAAGAUUUUGUUAUUCAAAAUGAUUUGGCAGGUACAUGGGGUCUUUUCCGAUCUUGUUUGAACGUUUUAAAUGGAAAUCCGCUCUCUCUGAAUUUUUUUCAUCCGUACCCAGCAUUCUCUUUUUCUCAACCUUACACUAAAUUACUCAUGCAUAUAUAUUUGUUAUAGAUGUUAAUUGAACCUAUUUAUUGUAAAAUAAAUGGAAGAAUUUUAUUUCUUACAGUACAAAUUUA